Messenger RNA from Seminavis robusta, 501 nucleotides. Lineage: Eukaryota; Bacillariophyta; Bacillariophyceae; Naviculales; Naviculaceae. The record is from the annotation of a GenBank genome assembly.
AUGGGAAAUCGAUCGUCGUCAGUGCAACCUGCAGGGCCUCCACCGCUCCUCACGGCGGCAGUAAUGGGAGACUUGAGCAAGUUUCAAGAAGAAUGGAAUGGAGCCGAUUCGGUGCAAGUCUUGGAUCGUCAAGACAACAACGUGCUGCAUGCCUUGUUCAGUUGUCGUGGCCGAGAAGGAGCCCAAUGCCAAGAAAUUUUGAAUCAAAUCCAUGCCUCUCUAUCGACAAAAGCUCAAAUUCAGAAUGCGUAUCAAGCGAAAAAUAGUCUUGGUUGUACGCCACUCUGGAUCCUUGUAGCCUAUGGGAAUGUCGACUUGUUAAAGCACGUCCAAGAGAAAUUCGCCGCCAUCGAUUCCAGCGUGUUGUUUCAGGACAUGCUGCGAGUGCCCAACCACCAAGGCGAUUCGCCCUUUUUGGCAACGUGUUCCAUGGGAAAUACCGACAUGAUUCGAUUUUUAAAGCAAGUCAUUUUGACACCCGAACAAUCACUACCGCCUUGA